UGAGUGUCUGAGACGCACACAUGAGAGCAGAUGCCAGCGGACGCGUCUGCCUCCAACCCUUUUACUUGCACUGCAUUUGCCUUCGCGUUAUUGUUUCCAAAUCUGCGGGGUUGAUGUGUUUCAACGCAAAUUGUAGAUUUAAGACCAGUCAUUUCUUCACUUUUAUAUUCCACUCGAGCUGCACUGCACCGGAUGUCGGCAUAGGCGCGCGCUUGCAAGUAUAAUCAUCUUAGAACUAGCGACAUGGACACCGUCAUUCACUUUAUGAAUGACUCUGCAGAGUUUUAUAAAUGGAGCCUUACCAUAGCAGAUAAGCGUGUGGAGAAAUGGCCGCUGAUGUCAACCCCGCUCCCGACCCUUGGGAUCAGCGCUCUCUAUCUGCUCUUCCUCUGGCUCGGGCCGCUCUAUAUGCGUAACCGGGAGCCCUUUCAGCUGAGAAAAACCCUCAUUGUGUAUAAUUUCAGCAUGGUGCUGCUUAACUUCUACAUCUUAAAAGAGCUGCUCUUGGGAUCCAUAGCGGCCGGAUACAGCUACCUCUGCCAACCUGUCAACUAUUCCAAUGAUGUUAAUGAAGUCAGGAUAGCGUCGGCCCUGUGGUGGUACUACAUCUCUAAGGGGGUGGAGUUUCUGGACACAGUGUUCUUUAUCAUGAGGAAGAAGUUUAAUCAGGUCAGCUUCCUUCACGUCUAUCAUCACUGCACCAUGUUCAUCUUGUGGUGGAUCGGCAUCAAGUGGGUUCCUGGUGGCCAAUCGUUUUUUGGUGCUACAAUAAACUCAGGUAUUCAUGUGCUGAUGUACGGUUACUACGGCCUGGCGGCGUUCGGCCCGAAGAUCCAGAAGUACCUGUGGUGGAAAAAAUACCUCACCAUCAUUCAGAUGAUCCAGUUUCACGUCACCAUCAGCCACGCGGGUCAUUCUCUCUACACGGGCUGCCCAUUCCCGGCUUGGAUGCAGUGGGCUCUGAUUGGCUACGCCGUCACUUUCAUCAUCCUGUUUGCCAAUUUCUACUAUCAGACCUAUAGGCGGCAACCGCGCCUCAAAUCAGCUAAAUCUGCAGUCAAUGGUGUCUCCACGCCAACCAACGGGACCUGCAAAGCACCCGGGGUCACAGAAAAUGGAAAGAAACCCAAAAACGGAAGAGCAAAGAGCGAAUAAAAGAAAGGAUGACUACUGAGAUAAAUACUUGCAAAGUGAAACGUUGGGUUCAACAUGCCCAUCUCAAGAACUACAGAUGGUUUUUGGUCGAGUCAGACUAUGUUUAUUGGAUUGUAUGGGAAUGUCGACGAUGAGAUAUUUCAAACUAGAGACAUUUUUAAGAUUCUCUAAGCGGCAGGGGAAUAUAUUCAGUUCGCAUUGCAUUUGUUUUAUCACAUAACUGCUUUUUCACAUACUGUAUGCAGAAGCGUAGCCUACUUAACUUUACUUUCUUAAUAGUAAGGAUUUUUUUUCUGGUACUCGCCGAUACCAAUGCAAAUUUCACAUUAAAUUUCAGUCUGUUCUGUCUCAGGAGGUAUCGGUGACUUUUUACGAGUACAUGUACUUAGUAUCGAGCCCGAUUUUGAUAUCAGUGCAUCCCUACUUAUUAGUCUUGUUCAAUAUGCAGUUGUGGAAGGAUUGUUCUUCCUUUUGUUUUCACGACCAACAACUUUCUUGACUUUCCUGAAUCAGCCGAGCCCCUUAACAACAACACAAAAGUCACAUGCAGAUAUAAAGUUAUGCUGUUAUUGUCUGUGUUUGAUCCACAUGUAAAUUACAGAACCCAAAAUAUAUCAAACGCAAACAAACAGACCUUUGCGGCUCAAAGUUUGUCUUUCUCAAUCUUACCCUCACACAAACCUGUGGACAUUAAAAGAAAAAAACAAUUAUUUUGUCGUUUCGUUAAAUUUGCAAAACCUGAGGACCAGAUGAAAAUUUAUCGGACAUCUUUGAAUAUAUUGGACCUUUCAAACACAGCCAUAUCUUCACACACACUUCUUGUUUACUUAAUGUGUAUAAUGUCAGGUAUGUGUUCGCUAUUGCUUUGUGCAUGCACGUUUUUUAAUGAUGUGUAUACUGUAUGUGCAAACUCUGCAAAGUCAUAUUGCAUUAUAGUUUUAUGAAAUACUCAUUUCAGUUUUUGACUAUCUCCAAAACCUCCAAAAUCUUGUGAUUGAAAAACCAGAAGAUGGCUCACAAAGCCUCUCUGCUCUCAGCUGUUGUUGCUGUGUAUUGUCUAUAUCCAUACGCAUACAUUUAAACAGGAUGUAUUUGAUAUCUCAUGCUCAGUAGAUGCACUUGUGAUUUUGUCAUCACGUGUCCAACGACAUCUGUGUUCCUCUCAUAUUAAAUCAUUAAACCCAUUAAUACAGAACUAAAUUAAAUAAAAGCAAUGUCAAACCUC
Triplophysa dalaica is the source of this 2380-nucleotide messenger RNA. RefSeq names its product ELOVL fatty acid elongase 4b (gene elovl4b). Gene Ontology annotation, cellular component: endoplasmic reticulum membrane; endoplasmic reticulum. The transcript is spliced from 7 exons. Bases 244 to 1155 code for a protein of 303 amino acids. Gene Ontology annotation, biological process: sphingolipid biosynthetic process; fatty acid elongation, saturated fatty acid; fatty acid elongation, monounsaturated fatty acid. NCBI's taxonomy places the organism in Eukaryota, Metazoa, Chordata, Actinopteri, Cypriniformes, Nemacheilidae. Gene Ontology annotation, molecular function: fatty acid elongase activity. The record is from RefSeq and is a predicted model, not a curated record.